AUGGCAUCCAUCAUUAGUGCACUACUCGCCGUCUUUACCAUCUUUGCCAUCUCCGAAACUUCUACCAAGCAUCCACAACAGUUUGGGAAUUCCUACCACAAGGAUACUGCCAAAGUCAAUGCUAAGAAGAGCAACAAAAAGGAUGCCAAAAACGAAUCUCGAAACGCUAGUAUGGUGCCCCGUAGUUUGCUCAAGGUCUAUCCAGAAGAGCUCACCUACUACAGCAACAUCAACUUGAACCAAGCAUGCAACAACAACUGCAACACUGCCGCUGCCGCCACUACUAGCUAUACUACUACCGUAAGCACCAUCUAUAAAAAUGAAUUCUAUUCUCCGUUUCGCUUUGCCAUCGCCGUGUCUGCUGCAUCUGGUGUAUUAGAUUGUCUUGAAUAUACUGCUGGUGACUACUUUGAGGUUUUGGAUGUUUCUGAUUGCGUAUCAAGAGUAAGGCGGCUCGACAACGGUCGCACCGGUAUUAUUGAUUCAUUCAUGAAUGCGAAUGGAGACAGUCUGGGAGAGCUGAGAGGAUACCCUACCUCUAUAUCUGAAGUCUCUUCACUUCGUUUCUCACAGUUCCGGGACGUAGAUGUCCUACUAUUAACAACGCUCGGAUAUGGAAAAGUAUCAGGCAGUGUGGAAAUAUAUAAAUAUCGACCAGGAUUUUAUGAUGAAUAUCCUGAAAUCUUGUAUCGGUGUCAACCUUCUCGGCCUACAAUGAUAUGGGCCUCUGCAACCGCAAAAUAUUCGUCAAAGUUUGCCAUUGGCACGUCAUCAGGAGUGAUUGUGCGCUCUGAUGUGCAUUUGCUUCCAGACGAGCCUUCAGCAUUUUAUACGCCAUCUGAUGCUCUGGCCCUUACUUUCGAUGAUACAGCGAAUCAAGUCUUUUGUGGUUGUCGAGACGGAAGCGUAGCAUUAUUUGAUUUACGUGUUCAACGAGGCAUAGAUUAUCGCCGUCCAGUGACGUCUAAAUCAAAGAAUCCGACCAUUCGGCAUGACGUUGCUGUAACAUGUAUACAGGCCUUGAAUGGAGGAACUAGAUUGCUGACUUCUACUUUUGAUGGCAAGCUUCACUUUUGGGAUUGUCGCAACGCCUCAGCGCCGUUGCUGGACUUUGGUGACUCGACAUAUUGUAUACAGAAGCGAUUUGUCACUGAUGAAAUGGAGUCUGUGGUAUUUGCAGCUGGCAAUGAUGGAUAUCUACGAUCAUGGUCUCUACGCAAUGGAAAUCUGUUGAUGCAAAAGCAAGUCGCCGAAGAGAAGCCGUCACGCUCUUGUAUAAGGCUAAUUGGCGAUGAAGAACUUUGGAUUAGCACUGACGGGACAUUACGUGAUCACUUGGAGAGCGAGGCGUCAGUCGUUAGAAUGGACACUACCACUGUCAUGUCAGCACCCGGUAAAGUGCUCGUUGCGGGAGGCUACCUGGUACUUGAUCGUGCAUAUUCAGGGCUGGUGGUUGCCACUUCAUCAAGAUUCUACUGCAGUAUACAACCAUUAAGCCAUUCAUCACGAUCAUCAAACAACCUGAUUAUCGUCAAGAGCCCACAGUUCCUGGAUGGAUACUGGGAAUAUCAAGUUGAAAAUGGGUUUAAUUUGAGGCCUAUCAGCUCCAACCAAAAGUCGAAUGGAUACUUGGAGAUUACGGUGCGGUAUGCAUUGGCUGCUUGUUCUCUUCUGUCAAAGGAAUAUGCGCGUAUACUUGCUGAUGGACUAGAUAUCACGAUACGUGGACACAAUGACUUUUACUCUCAACGUGAAGAGUUAUCAAAACGAUCGCUACCACUAUCAUACGCAUCACUAGAACAACUACCUCCAUUUUGUCCGACACAUACCACACUAUCCCAAGUUCACAAAACAGGACUCGGCUCAUCAGCUGCCAUGAUUGCGUCCCUCACCGGCGCUCUACUAGCCCACUUUAAAGCUGUAGACAUGACCUCAUCAUCAAAACCCAAAGACAUGACACUCAUACACAAUCUCGCUCAACUAUCCCAUUGUCUUGCACAAGGCAAAGUCGGGUCAGGAUUUGAUGUAUCUGCUGCUGUAAGAGGAUCACAUUCGUAUAAACGAUUCUCGCCCACUGUUAUUGAUGGUAUUAUGGAAGAACAUGGGAAGAAGAGCAAGGCUAGUGGUGAAGAUGCAAUCAAUGUCGAUGAAUUAUUGUCGAUUAUCAAUUCAACUGAUAAAUGGGAUGAUGUUGAUGUACCGUUUGAGUUGCCAGCUGGGUUUAGACUCAUGCUGGCUGAUAUUGAUGCUGGCAGCAGUACCCCGAAAUUGGUGUCCCAAGUGUUGGCCUGGAGGAAGGCAAAACCUGAUGAAGCCGAUUCAUUAUGGAAUGAAUUACACUCAAAAAACCAGCAAGUCGAAGCUGGACUUCGGUAUAUGGUGGAAUUGCAAAAGAGUGGAGGAAUGUCAUAUAAUUGGGCCAUAUCGUCAUGUUCCCGUGUGCCUGCUAAUGAGUGGGAUGUCUUAUCAAAGAAGGCAAUGGCGGAAGAGGCCAUCAUCAUCAAGGCCUUGUUUGAUGUGUACAAGUCGUUUCAGGAUGUUCGUCACUGUCUUCGAGAAAUGAGCCGAUUGGCAAAUGUUGCUGUUGAACCACUAGAGCAAACACGUUUGUUAGAUGCGUGUCAAUCGCAACCUGGUGUUCUCAUGGCUGGAGUGCCUGGAGCUGGAGGUUACGAUGCCAUCUUUUGCAUUUUGGUCAAUGAUGUUUCGAGAGACAAGGUUGAAGCUGUUUGGUCAUCAUGGAAGGAAAUGAAUGUAGGACCAUUGCUUGCUACUGCUAGUGAUGGAUCAAUGAGAUUGGAAAACACACACAUCUAG
Molecule: messenger RNA, 2817 nt
Organism: Synchytrium microbalum
Lineage: Eukaryota; Fungi; Chytridiomycota; Chytridiomycetes; Synchytriales; Synchytriaceae
Exons: 16
Coding region: 1-2817 (938 amino acids)
Biological process (GO): ergosterol biosynthetic process; isopentenyl diphosphate biosynthetic process, mevalonate pathway
Cellular component (GO): peroxisome
Molecular function (GO): protein binding; phosphomevalonate kinase activity; ATP binding
Source: RefSeq, a predicted model, not a curated record